AUGCGAAUGGCACUCUUGACGUUUAGUCUGUUAGGGUUACAGUUUACUUGGGGCAUUGAAAUGACCUACUGCACUCCGUAUCUUCUCCAGCUCGGUCUCACUAAAUCCCGAACAUCGCUCGUCUGGAUCGCUGGUCCUUUGUCCGGGUUGAUUAUCCAGCCUCUCAUUGGUGUCAUCGCUGAUCGGUCACGAUCGAAAUGGGGAAGACGAAGGCCAUUCAUGAUUGUAGGCUCAGUGAUCGUCGCGAUGUGUUUGUUAGUGCUGGGAUGGACCACUGAAAUUGUCAACCUUUUUGUCAAGGAUGCAGAAAAGGCCAACCGAGUUAUCAUUGCGCUAGCGGUCCUUAGCAUUUAUGCCGUGGACUUUGCCAUCAAUAUCGUCCAAGCGUGCUGUCGGAGCUUGAUAGUUGAUACAUUGCCUAUUCCAUCACAGCAGGCUGGGUCAGCAUGGGCCACUAGAAUGUCAGCCAUUGGCCAGCUCAUUAGUUAUAUCAUCGGAUCAAUCGAUACAGUUAGCAUUUUUGGCACCACAAUUGGCGAUACUCAAUUUAAGCAGAUGACAGUUAUCGCUGCGCUUUCCUUACUCAUCGCUGUUCUGGUCACUUGUUAUGCGGUGAAGGAGAGAAUAUUGAUUACUGCUAGAGACUCCGAAGGGAAGGCCGGGGCUUUCCAGGUUAUGUCUCAACUAUUCAAAACUACAAUGGACUUGCCUCCCCGCAUCCAAGCCAUCUGCUGGGCUCAAUUUUGGGCGUGGAUUGGUUGGUUUCCAUUCCUUUUCUACAGUACCACCUGGGUUGGUGAGACAUAUUUCCGGUAUGAGGUUCCAAAGGAUGCGACGCAUCCGACGGACAUGCUUGGUGAGGUUGGUCGAGUUGGCAGUUUGUCACUGGUUGUCUUCUCAUCCAUCACAUUCUUCAGCUCUGUUCUGUUGCCAUUCUGCGUACAACCCCCGGAUAACAGGAGGCCUAGAUUUACACCACGGCCUCCUCCAGGGAUUGCUGCCUUGCUUAAGAAGAUCACUUUGAUACGCCCGGACUUGCAGACGACCUGGUUGAUCUCCCAUGUGAUGUUUGCAGCCACUAUGAUCUUCGCACCUUUGGCCCGAUCCCGGGCCUUUGCGACCUUUUUAGUAGCCUUGUGUGGAAUUCCGUGGGCUGUUAGCAGCUGGGCCCCUUUCGCCUUCAUGGGUGUGGAGAUAAACAAGCUAGCCUUAGGCCCAACUCAAGCAUCGCGUCUGUCCGGUGUCACUAUGAUCACAUCUUCCAGUAUCCGUUCUGGGGCUUACAGUGAUAGCAAUGGAGAUACGGAGAUGGACGUCCUGCGACUCAACCACAACGACACAGACAGCGAUAGUGACACAGAGGGUGGCGCCUCCGAUCUACCAUCAACAGGUGAAUUGGCUGGCAUUUACCUAGGCGUGCUGAAUGUGUAUACGACACUGCCACAAUUCGUCGGCACAUUCAUCAGCUGGAUAGUGUUCAGUGUUAUCGAGCCAGGUAGCACAAAGCGAGACGCUUCGGAGACGCAAUGGAUGAACCUCGAUAAGGGUUCGCCCAAUGCCAUCUCGAUCUGUCUGUUUAUUGGCGCGCUAAGUACGCUUGUGGCUAUUGAAGCGACUCGACGCUUACGUCACAUUCGAUAA
Aspergillus bombycis is the source of this 1641-nucleotide messenger RNA. Its product is annotated as putative sucrose transporter. Lineage: Eukaryota; Fungi; Ascomycota; Eurotiomycetes; Eurotiales; Aspergillaceae. Gene Ontology annotation, cellular component: membrane. Bases 1 to 1641 code for a protein of 546 amino acids. The record is from RefSeq and is a predicted model, not a curated record. Gene Ontology annotation, molecular function: sucrose:proton symporter activity. The transcript has 8 exons.